This is a messenger RNA of Xenia sp. Carnegie-2017, 791 nucleotides long. Its product is annotated as iron-sulfur cluster assembly 1 homolog, mitochondrial-like. Gene Ontology annotation, biological process: iron-sulfur cluster assembly. Gene Ontology annotation, cellular component: cytoplasm; mitochondrion. The record is from RefSeq and is a predicted model, not a curated record. The coding region runs from base 27 to 425 and encodes 132 amino acids. The transcript is spliced from 4 exons. Lineage: Eukaryota; Metazoa; Cnidaria; Anthozoa; Malacalcyonacea; Xeniidae. Gene Ontology annotation, molecular function: 2 iron, 2 sulfur cluster binding.
UAAUAAAUUUAGAUGGUUGUUUUGUUAUGGCAGCAAGUAAAGCAAUUUUAUCUGCCACAGCAAAAGUUGUCAAUAAACCUCGUCGUUUUGUUCCGAGUAGAGCAGCUUUGACUCUGAGCCCAACUGCUGUUACCAAAAUCAAAGAAAUACUAUCGCAGAAGACUGAUGUGAUUGGUUUAAAAGUUGGUGUACGACAGCGAGGUUGUAAUGGAUUGUCUUACACUUUAGAUUACAUCAAGGAAAAAGGCAAAUUUGAUGAGGAGGUUCAACAAGACGGUGUGAAGGUCUUUAUUGAUUCAAAAGCACAACUUACACUACUUGGAACAGAAAUGGAUUUUGUUGAAGAUACACUUUCAAGUGAAUUUGUUUUUAAUAAUCCCAAUAUUAAAGGAACUUGUGGUUGUGGAGAAAGCUUUUCAAUAUAAAAAAUAAAACAAGGCAAUGUUGUGACUAAUAAUAACACAAUCAUUGUGUAAAUGUCAGGAAAAUGACCAUAUACAUUGACUUACAAUAACCAUUUGUUGCACACAUUUUCUUGGUUGCUUUGUAUUCAGAGAAUUUGAUUCAAGAGAGUGAUAAAUUGACUCUAAAUAAAACCCUUGCCUUUUUUUACUUAAUUGGUUGAAUGUAAAAUAUAUAAAAACAACCUCAACAUAUUAUGCAAUGGGUAGAUUAAAAUUACAAAUUUUAUAAUUAGUUCUAUAAGAUAUUGCACUCCAGACUGUGUAAAAAAAUAUAAAUAUAUGCCAUUUGCAUCACCCAUAAUAACAAUAAAUCCAACAUCAUUGGAA